AGAAAGGCUGUUUUGGUUCUUUUGAAUCCAUUAUUCUCUCCAAAAUCUUAUUUUUUAUUUUUAAAAAGUGAGACAAAGAAAAAUAGAGAGAAUAUUUCUUAGGGAAGAAGAAGAGAAUCAGGAAAGUAAUUUCUCUCGCAAUACAUAUAGUUUUGGGGGAUUUUGGGUCUGUCUCAAAUAAAUAAAUAAAUGAAAUCUGAGAUUUUGGUUGGUGUCUUCUAGUUGUAUGAAAUGGAGUUCGAUAACAUUGAGUGUGUGUCAACUACAGAUGGAAUCAAUGAGGAUGAGAUCCAUCACCAUAACCUGCAACAUCCUCACCCUCAUCAUGCUCACCACCAAUUUUCAUCGUCCAAGCCUCACAAUGCCACCAACACCACCAAUAAUGGGAAUACCACCACCAACAACAUUGUGGGUCCUACGGCCAUCGCUCCUGCUACCAGCGUCCAUGAAUUGUUAGAAUGCCCUGUUUGUACCAAUUCUAUGUACCCACCAAUCCAUCAGUGCCACAAUGGCCAUACAAUUUGUUCUACCUGUAAAACAAGAGUACACCAUCGGUGCCCCACUUGUAGACAGGAACUCGGUGAUAUCAGAUGUUUAGCAUUGGAGAAAGUGGCGGAAUCCCUUGAGAUGCCUUGCAAAUACUACAACUUGGGAUGCCCAGAAAUAUUUCCCUAUUACAGCAAACUCAAACAUGAGGCAAUGUGCAACUACAGACCAUACAAUUGUCCCUAUGCUGGAUCAGAAUGUUCUGUUGUCGGGGAUAUUCCUUUCCUGGUUGGCCAUCUGCGGGAUGACCACAAGGUGGACAUGCAUACUGGCUGCACAUUUAACCAUCGCUAUGUUAAGUCCAACCCUCGGGAAGUAGAGAAUGCUACCUGGAUGCUAACAGUCUUCCAUUGCUUUGGUCAGUAUUUUUGUCUUCACUUUGAAGCUUUCCAGCUUGGCAUGGCCCCUGUCUACAUGGCAUUUCUCCGUUUCAUGGGUGAUGAAACAGAGGCUAGGAACUAUAGCUAUAGCCUUGAGGUUGGAGCAAAUGGCCGAAAACUUAUAUUUGAAGGCACCCCACGUAGCAUCCGUGAUAGUCACCGGAAAGUCAGGGACAGCCAUGAUGGUCUAAUUAUCCAACGUAACAUGGCACUUUUCUUCUCUGGUGGGGAUAGGAAGGAGCUGAAGCUGAGGGUUACAGGGAGGGUAUGGAAGGAACAACAAAAUCCAGAUACUGGUGUAUGCAUACCAAACUUAUGCAGCUGAGACAAUUGAUUUCAGUAACUUCCUCUUGAUUUAUUUUAAACACUUCCCGCUGUGUCUGUCUAACUCUGUCAACACUUCCUAUUAUGUCGUAAUGUAUGGAAGAUUUCAGAUUCAAUGGAAUCUGUAAUAAGCAUAUUUUCUUCCUUUGUGUUUGCAAUAAUAUGAACAUUAACUGA
Molecule: messenger RNA, 1427 nt
Organism: Gossypium raimondii (Peruvian cotton)
Lineage: Eukaryota; Viridiplantae; Streptophyta; Magnoliopsida; Malvales; Malvaceae
Product: E3 ubiquitin-protein ligase SINAT5
Exons: 3
Coding region: 232-1251 (339 amino acids)
Biological process (GO): ubiquitin-dependent protein catabolic process; multicellular organism development
Cellular component (GO): cytoplasm
Molecular function (GO): ubiquitin protein ligase activity; protein binding; zinc ion binding
Source: RefSeq, a predicted model, not a curated record